UGCUGUGAAUGUCACCUGACACACUUCUGUCAACGUAAGGGUGUGUUACAGUGGGCUAGAAAGCUUUAAAAGAGACGAAAAAGUUGAGGUAGGAAUUAGGCAAGACUGUGCAACAACCUCUUUUUCACCAACCAGCCCGAUCGAUUUGCGCAAACUGACAAGUGCGCUGGAUGUGGCGCGUGAGCGACUCCGAUGUUGAGGAUGCGAGAGGCGAAACCACAACUACACCCUUCUGCCAGCCUACUGUACGAGCUGAGCAAUUUCUGUCCGUUUUUUCUUACUCUCUCCUGACGGGAUAUUAUGCCGAUUUUUUUGUAUUUUUUGUCUUUUAAGGGUUUGUCAGCGGACUCACGACGACUGUGCCCAAGAACAUUAACUUGAAGAAGACGUGAAACUUGCUCUCUCUCCUCUCUCUGCGCCUGAAUGGAAGAAACCUGCGGAGUAAAUAUAGGGUCCGCUCACCUGAUUUGGGUGAUGAGAAUUCGUAAACGAUACUUGGGAUCGAUGGAGUCGCCUCUGUUAUCUUGUUCAUUUACUGCAUGUUGAGCAUCGACAUGUAAAGAAGUUUUCUCUCAAUGGGUUUACGCAAGAAACAGCGGGGAAUAUCUCUGCUUCUGGAAGGGUGACCUGGCUGCACGUCCCCUUCUGCAUUCCCCUCGAGUGAACUUUGACCUGACAGGCUGGGGACUUAACCCCCCGGCCCACCCAGCAAAGCUGCAGCAAUGUACCAGGAAGUGGCCUUCCUGGCUGGCAGCACUGAACACCAGUUCACCACCUUCCACUUCAACCCGGACCCUACCCCCCCGGAGGUCACCACCAGGAAGGGCAUUUUUUACAAGCGCGUCCAGCUGCUCCUGCCCGACCAUGAGGUCUCCCUGCCCCCCCGGGACGACGGCCUCGCCCCGGUUGCCCCCGCCCCGGCCGGCGACACCCCGGCCAUCAUCAACGUGGGCGGCAUCAAGUACCGCAUCCCGUGGUCGACGCUGGAGGAGUUCCCGCUGACGCGCCUGUGCAAGCUGCGGAGCUGCAGCAACUCGGAGGAGCUGCUGGACGUGUGCGACGACUACGACGUCAGCCGCAACGAGUUCUUCUUCGACCGCAGCCCCUCGGCCUUCCGCUCCAUCGUCACGUUCCUGGCCGCGGGCAAGCUGCGCCUCCUGCGGGAGAUGUGCGCCCUCUCCUUCCAGGAGGAGCUGCUCUACUGGGGCGUGGAGGAGCAGAGCCUGGAGUGGUGCUGCCUGCGCAAGCUGAAGCUGCGCCAGGAGGAGCACCAACAGCAGCUGAGGCGCGACGAGGAGGAGGCCGAGCUGGCCUCCCCGCUGUCCUGCGAGGAGGUGCAGCAGAGCGGGGGUGGGAGUGGAAGCAGUGGCGUCGGGGGCGGGAGCUCUGUGGCGCCGGAGGAGACCCGCAUGGCGUGCUGCAUGAGGAAGCUGAGGGACAUGGUGGAGAACCCGCACUCGGGUUUGCCGGGGAAGAUCUUUGCGUGCCUGUCGGUGGUGUUCGUGGCCAUCACCGCCGUGACGCUCUGCGUCAGCACCAUGCCAGACAUGAGGGCUGAGGAGGAGAGGGGCGAGUGCUCCCAGCGCUGCUUCAACAUCUUCGUGCUGGAGACGGUGUGCGUGGGCUGGUUCUCCCUGGAGUUCCUGCUGCGCUUCAUCCAGACGCAGAGCAAGUGCGAGUUCCUGCGCACGCCGCUCAACAUCAUCGACGUGGUGGCCAUCCUGCCCUACUACAUCACGCUGGUCGUGGACGCGCUGUCGGCCAAGGAGCCGGGCGAGCGGCCGGGCUCAGGCAACAACAACUACCUGGAGAAGGUGGGGCUGGUGCUGCGCGUGCUGCGGGCGCUCCGCAUCUUCUACGUCAUGCGGCUGGCGCGCCACUCGCUGGGGCUGCAGACGCUGGCACUGACGGUGCGCCGGUGCACGCGCGAGUUCGGCCUGCUGCUGCUCUUCCUGUGCGUGGCCAUGGCCCUCUUCUCGCCGCUGGUCUUCCUGGCCGAGAGCGAGCUGGGCGCCAAGCAGGAUUUCACCAGCAUCCCCGGGACCUACUGGUGGGCCGUCAUCUCCAUGACGACGGUGGGCUACGGCGACAUGGUGCCGCGCUCCAUCCCCGGCCAGGUGGUGGCGCUCAGCAGCAUUCUCAGCGGCAUCCUGCUCAUGGCGUUCCCGGUCACGUCCAUCUUCCACACGUUCUCGCGCUCCUACCUGGAGCUGAAGGAGGAGCAGACGCGCGCGCUGCGCCAGAGGCCUGACUCGCAGGACAGCACCAAGUCGCAGAACAGCGACGACUCGCAGGACACGGACAACUCGUACCACAUGACCGCCGCCGCACAGGCCUCCGUGGCCGCGUUGCACCGACGCUCCAUCGCCGUCAUGGCAACGCAAAGGCAGGACGAGGUGAAGAGGUUGGAUAAGACCUAAGGCUGGUGCGUGUGGAGAAAUAGAGUUGCUUCAAACUGUCUUCUUUUAAAAAAAAAGAAAGAAAGAAGUAAUUUAUGAAGAUGUGUGAUUUUUCAAUGAGCUGGAAUAAGCUUAGGAAUAGUCCGACACAGCAAGCAGGUUUUGGAGCAGGAAAUACAUUUUUAAAGUGCUGGAACUGAGGACUACAGUAGAGUUUUCUGCUGGGUUAGUGAGACAGUGAUCACUGUUCAAAGACAUGGUUCCUGCUGCCAGUGUGUGUUUUCGGCAGAUUUUUCUCGCCGAAUGUAAUUAUGAAGAAGCCAUGUUCCCUUUUCUCUUACAGUCCCCUCCACACUUAUUGGCAUCCCUUGGUAAAGAUGAGUAAACAAGAGUUAUUAAAUUCACCUUUUGGGGAAUAAGCUUAGUCUCACGCUAAUAAAAUGAGAAAUAAUCCAACCUUUGUUUGAAGUAGAUUCAUUCUGAGAAAAAUAAAACUCAUCAAGAAAUAAUUAUUUUUAACAAAACCACAUGUGGCGCACAAUUAUUGGCACCCCUGCAUUUAAUACUUUGCCCAACCUCCCUUUGCCAAUAAAACAGCACAGAGUCUUCUCCUGUAACAUUUUAUAAGGUUGGAGAAUACAGACCAGGGCAUUUGAGGCCAAUCCUCUUUACAGAAUCUCUCCAGGUCGUCCAGGGUCCAAUGUCCUCUCUCCACUCUCCUCGUUAGCUCACCCCACAGGUUAUCUAUGGGGUUCAGGUCAGGGGACUGAGAUGGCCAUGGGAAAAGCAUGAUUUCGUGUUCAGUAAACCAUUUUUGUGUUGAUCUGGACAUAUGUUUUGGAUCAUUGUCCUGCUGGAAGAACCAAUGUUGACCUGGCAGAGGCAGCCAGAUUUUGGUUUAAAAUGUCCUGGUAUCUAUGACCCCAUGUACCCUAAGGAUAUUCCCUGGGCCUUUGCAGGAAAAACAGCCCCCCAAUAUCACAGACCCUCUACCAAACUUAACAGUGGGGGAUCAGGUUAUUUUCAGUAAGUGUUUGUUGCCAAAAGGCUUAAUUUUUGUUUCAUCUGAACAUCGUUCCAAAAUCCAAGUCCCAGUAGUAUUUCACAAACUCCAGGCGAUGGCGUUUGUCAUAAAAAAAGGCUUUUUUUCCUGGCAUGCCUUGCAAAUAAUCUAUUGUCAUGGAGGUGGCGUCUGAUGGUAGUUUUGGAGACCUCAUGACCCAAAGAUGUUAUGUUUCUCUGUUACUCUCCAACAGCGAUCCUUGGGGAUUUGUUCUCCUCGCUGUUCAUGGGGGCAAAAUAAACUUGGGUCCUCUUCCAAGCAAUUCCGGUUGGUUGGAAUGAGAUGGCCUUUGUGUCACCUCAUAUUUAUACCCAAGUGAAACAGCAAGUCAUGGAAAAGUUUGAAAGUUUCUAAACACUUCUAAAACAUAAAUGAAAAGAUGCUUCAGGUACAUUUAGUUUCUAAGAAUUUCUAGGGGUGCUAAUAAUUGUGGCACAUGUGGUUUUGUUAAAAAAUAUUAUUUCCUCAUUAUUUCUUUCCUCAGAAUAAAUGUACUUAAAUUAAAGGUUGGAUUUUUUCCAAAUGUCUAAUUCACCAAGUCCUUUUCACUCAUCUUUCCCAGGGCUGCCAGUAAUUGUGGAGGGGAUUGUAUUUUGUUGGACUUGAGUGCUGGUUGCAGUACCACCGGGUGGCUUUUAAUGUAUGCUUUUUUUAUCGACAGGAAAUGAGACUGUUUUAUGGGUUCUUUUUUCCUUUCUUUUUUUUUUACCAGAGUGUUUCUAAUCCUACCGCAAAACUCCUUUAAACUGAUGAGGGCUUGUCACAGGACAGACAGAGGCCUCCAGUGCACUUAGUUGUGGUGUCCGUCUGGUUCGUGCCGUCAGUCUGUCACUGCACGUUUUGCACUGUCAGUGCUCGGGGGGGCGGUGGGGCGGUGGGGAGGUUGGAGUGGAAAAAAGGAAGUGCAUUUCUCUCUGUCUUUUACACAGAGUGAAAAAAAAAAAAAAAACUAGCUGCCUGUACUAUUUGUGGAAACAACAAUCCCAAUAGCAGACUCACCUUUCAAUUCAUGCACAGCAGCACUGUUUUGAUACGGACCAGAUUCCAACCCACUCUCUGUUUGGCUUGCUUUAGACUCCCUAGACUCAGGGCUUGCUGGUUUCAAUAAAGACGAUUAAGCAUAAAAUCUCUCUCCUCUCUCCCAUCACUGUUCCACGUCCAGUGAACAAACAUCCGAACAGUAAAAUAUUCCCUGGCAUUUGUUGGCCUGAUUCAAAUCCUAGUUAUUGUUCCAUUUUUACGCACCUCAUUAGGCAUGAGCAGACCAUGGCAGUGUUGUGAUGCAGAGCAGACCAAACAUAGGUUAUUUACUUAUUAUUAGGUUAUUUAUGCAGCUUCAAGGAUAACGAUGUUGCUUAUUUAGUUUAUAUGCAUGCAAUUUAAAUUCAUCAGCUAUACGGCAAUUGAAAUGUUACUUGUCGGUGAGCAGGCAGGGGUCAUUCCGUCGACUAGGCAUGCAAAGCCACAGCACAGCGUCAGCCCUGUUACUGCAGUAGCUGCAGAAUAACAGCAGCAACAUUAAUAUUAAUACACCAGAAUUUGUAACAUCAUGAACAAUUAUUAUGUAUUACUGUAGGACAAUGUUGGCAUGUAUGACUCCUGACAUCAUUAUUGGACUAGCACAACGGGGAUAUUUUUACUUAAAAGCCAAUAUCCAUAAUGAAUGCGUUAUGAAUGAACAGCUGUCAGUAGUUAGCAUGCUACUAAAGGGACUCCAAUGUUGUCAUGUUCCAAACCUUCUUCCAAUUGCGUUCACAGGCAGGAUAUGCCAGUUUGGUCUAUAUAAAGCUCUGUAGACACAAUAGAGGAUAAUAGAGAAUAAAGCUGGCAUGGCUGGUUUGGGUAAAGGCCCUGCUUAACAAACACAGACACACCCAAUAAAUACAGACACACAUAUAUUACAGGCACACACAUCAACUGCCUCUCAAUUCACUAGACAGCCAUUAACAUAAAUCUGUAGUGUUUUUCAAUGCUAACAUCCAAAAUCAAACAUUAUUUAGUUACCUUACUUGAAACAUACUUGAUUGUGUUUCUCAGAGAACACUGAAGAUGUUCAAGCUGUGAAUCUUGUUUUUUCUCUCACUGCCAGUGGCAACAACCUUUUAAAAAGCCAAUUAGUCAGUCAUUUAAAUAGCCAUCAUUCACAAAUGGCCUUAGAAGAAAGAUUCAGUAAUCAACCGAAUAAUGAACUUCAGCACGACAUCAAUAGUUCUGCCAUGCUCCGCCUUCAUAGAAUAUCUAGCUGGAGGAUAGCUCCUGCACUCACCUCACUCUACGGGAGUUGGAUUUCAAUCUUUUACUGAACAGCACAAAGAUAAUAGAUGUUAGACCUUGCUAGUUUUUGUCUGUUUUUCAUUAAAGUGUGAUGUCUUGACGAGUAGUACAUGAUGAGGCAGAGUGCAAUCUGACUGAAACACCCGCCGCCAUUAUCCCCGUCAAUUUGCAUCUUGCUUUCCUGAGCAGUACCUCUUCCUGCAGGCAAUCAGGAGUGUGAUAAAAGCUCCCAGACACCGAGAUGGUCUAAGUCUAAUGGCGCUCAUUCACAGCCAGCCGAACCCAUCAGGAAGAGGCAUUAGGUAGCCUAUGAGCCCGUAACAGGCCAGACAGACAGAACAGCCAAGACAGAACAGCGUGACACAGACUCAAUGCACAAAUCCAGUAGCCUACAACAUUUACAACUAAGAAUUCGUUAAAUCUUUAUAGUUCUAAUAUGCUGUGCUAAUUUGUUUCAACUCAAAAUUCUGUUGCUGACCAUUGAAGAGUCUUUAAAUGAACAAUGUCUGUAAUAGUUUUGAAAUAAACAUGUCUGGAUCAUAAAA
Molecule: messenger RNA, 6281 nt
Organism: Clupea harengus (Atlantic herring)
Lineage: Eukaryota; Metazoa; Chordata; Actinopteri; Clupeiformes; Clupeidae
Gene: kcng2
Product: potassium voltage-gated channel modifier subfamily G member 2
Biological process (GO): protein homooligomerization; potassium ion transmembrane transport; action potential
Cellular component (GO): voltage-gated potassium channel complex; membrane
Molecular function (GO): voltage-gated potassium channel activity
Source: RefSeq, a predicted model, not a curated record